Theobroma umbraticum is the source of this 2709-nucleotide messenger RNA. RefSeq names its product P450 reductase 2 (gene ATR2). NCBI's taxonomy places the organism in Eukaryota, Viridiplantae, Streptophyta, Magnoliopsida, Malvales, Malvaceae. Gene Ontology annotation, molecular function: flavin adenine dinucleotide binding; NADPH-hemoprotein reductase activity; FMN binding. The record is from RefSeq and is a predicted model, not a curated record. Gene Ontology annotation, cellular component: cytosol.
UCUCCUACCCCCUUCCCUCUUUCUCUUAGAGAAGUCUCUCGCAACUCUCAACCGCCACCAAACUCCCAACAACACCAGUUUCCAACAAAGAGAGAUCUUCUCCAAAUCUCCUCCGUUUCUGCAUUUACACUUCCUUAGGCUUGAUUUGCAACACUAAUGGAACCGUCAUCUUCUUCUGGUUCAAUCAAAGUUUCGCCGCUCGAUCUCAUGUCAGCUAUAAUCAAGGGCAAAAUGGACCCUUCCAACGCUUCCUCCGACUCAGCUGCUGAAGUGGCCACAAUCCUUCUUGAGAACAGAGAGUUCGUUAUGAUUUUAACUACCUCCAUCGCCGUUCUCAUCGGCUGCGUCGUCGUUUUGGUCUGGCGUAGAUCCGGUUCUCAAAAACCAAAGCAAAUCGAGCCUCCUAAGCCUUUGAUCGUUAAAGAACCCGAACUCGAAGUCGAUGAUGGCAAGAAAAAAGUCACCAUCUUCUUCGGUACUCAAACCGGCACCGCCGAAGGCUUCGCCAAGGCUCUAGCUGAGGAGGCAAAAGCACGCUAUGAUAAGUCGACGUUUAAAGUUGUAGAUUUGGAUGAUUAUGCGGCUGAUGAUGAUGAAUACGAGGAAAAGAUGAAGAAAGAGAGUUUGGCUUUCUUCUUCUUGGCCACAUAUGGAGAUGGUGAGCCGACUGAUAAUGCAGCUAGGUUCUAUAAAUGGUUCACUGAGGGAAAAGAGAGGGGAGAACGGCUUCAGAACAUGAAGUACGGGGUGUUUGGCCUUGGUAACAGGCAGUAUGAACAUUUUAACAAGGUUGCAAAGGUGGUUGAUGACCUCCUUACUGAGCUGGGAGCAAAGCGCCUAGUUCCAGUGGGUCUUGGAGAUGAUGACCAAUGCAUUGAAGAUGACUUUACUGCAUGGCGUGAAUUAGUCUGGCCUGAGUUAGAUCAGCUUCUGAGGGAUGAAGAUGAUGCAAGAACUGUUUCUACCCCUUACACUGCUGCUGUGUCAGAAUACCGUGUUGUAUUUUAUGAUCCUGCUGAUGCACCUGUUGAGGAUGAGAACCGGAGCAAUGCAAAUGGUCAUACUAUUUACGAUGCUCAACAUCCAUGCAGGUCUAAUGUUGCUGUGAGGAAGGAGCUUCAUACUCCUGCAUCUGAUCGUUCUUGCACCCAUCUUGAAUUUGACAUUGCUGGCACUGGACUUUCGUAUGAAACAGGGGAUCAUGUUGGUGUUUACUGUGAGAAUUUAGAUGAAGUUGUAGAUGAAGCAUUGACGUUAUUGGGUUUAUCACCAGACACCUAUUUCUCUGUUCAUACUGAUAAAGAGGAUGGGACGCCACUUGGUGGAAGCUCUUUGCCUCCUCCUUUCCCACCUUGCACUCUAAGAUCAGCAUUGGCACAAUAUGCUGAUCUUUUGAGCUCGCCCAAAAAGUCUGCCUUACUUGCUUUGGCUGCUCAUGCUUCUGAUCCAACUGAAGCCGAUCGAUUAAGACACCUUGCAUCACCUGCUGGAAAGGAUGAAUAUGCACAAUGGAUGGUUGCAAGUCAGAGAAGCCUCCUUGAGGUCAUGGCUGAAUUUCCUUCAGCCAAGCCUCCACUUGGUGUCUUCUUUGCAGCUGUUGCUCCACGGUUGCAGCCUAGAUACUAUUCAAUCUCAUCCUCACCAAGGAUGGCACCGUCGAGAAUUCAUGUAACUUGUGCAUUGGUUUAUGAGAAAACACUAACAGGUCGUAUUCACAAAGGAAUUUGUUCAACAUGGAUGAAGAAUUCUGUGCCCGUGGAGAAAAGCCAUGAGUGCAGCUGGGCACCUAUAUUUGUCAGGCAAUCAAACUUUAAACUUCCUUUAGACACUAAAGUGCCCAUUAUUAUGAUUGGCCCUGGUACUGGAUUGGCUCCUUUCAGGGGAUUCCUUCAGGAAAGACUUGCACUGAAAGAAGCUGGAGCUGAACUGGGUCCAUCUGUAUUAUUCUUCGGCUGUAGGAACCGGAAAAUGGAUUACAUUUAUGAAGAUGAGCUCAACAACUUUGUCAACAGUGGUGCACUUUCUGAGAUUGUGGUUGCCUUUUCACGUGAGGGACCUACCAAGGAAUACGUGCAACAUAAAAUGACGCAGAAGGCCUGGGACAUCUGGAACAUGAUUUCUCAGGGAGGUUACCUAUAUGUGUGUGGUGAUGCCAAGGGCAUGGCUAAAGAUGUCCAUCGAACUCUACACACUAUUUUGCAAGAGCAGGGAUGUCUAGACAGCUCAAAGGCUGAGAGCAUGGUGAAAAAUCUGCAAAUGACUGGCAGGUAUCUACGUGAUGUGUGGUGAUGAUUACAAUGAAAUACAAACAAAAAUAUAUAUAUAUAUAUAUAUAUAUAUAUAGGGAAGGGCAUAUUGUUUGGAUGCAAGAAGCUGGAGAGAAGGGUGGUUGUAAUACCACCUUCAUCUCUGCCCUUGAAAGGGGGAAUUAAAUUUGUUGUCAUGAAUAGUAAUGGGGUCUGUGAUUCUUUUUGUCUACCAAAUAUGAAGGAUUUUUUGGUUCAUGUAAUUUAUGUAUACAUAUAUAACUAUAAUUAUAUUAGGUAAGGGUUAUGGAGUCUUUAGUUUUCCAUGUAUGAACCGGGAAGCAGGUUCAAAUUACAAAGCAAUUGUUGUUGCUACUCCUACACGGUAACUGUACUGAAUCUGAAUGGAUAAUCGAAGUUUGGAAUCUCAAAGUGAUUGCUUCUGUUUCAGCAUUUAAUUCAA